GCAGCAGGACAAGUCAAACUCGCCUUCCCUCCGAUGAGAUCCCGACCCAAAUCUUCUCUCGGAUUCGGAUCUCCCCCUCCAAUCCCCAUCAGCGCCGGCGGCUAAUGACACGCGAAAUGCACGCCGUCCUCGCCGGGAUCCCGCAGUCGGUCCGGCCCGCGGUGCUGAUCGCCUCGACGUGCGCGCUGCUCCUCCUCGCCACCGCGCUCCUGCUCCCCCGCGCCCCUCCUGCGCCGCCGCUGACCACCGGCGCCGCCGUCCGCCUCGACGCGCGCGUCACCCGGCGGAGCGGCAACGAGGUGCUGUGGCAGCUGCCGCCCGCGUCGACCCCGCUGCGGGCCGCGCUGUUCGCGGCGCCCGGGUGCACCAUCCGCGCCACCGACUUCUUCGACGCCUCCACCGGGUGCCCGCGCUGCGCGGGGCUCCCCGAGGAGCGCCGCUUCACCCGCGCCGCGCUCGCCCGCGGGUACGCCGUCCUCGCCGUCUCCAGCCGCGCCGAGUGCUGGUCCCUCGACGCCGGCGGAGAGGGGGGCAGCGAGCUCGCCGCGGUCGAGUCCAUCAUCAAGUGGUGGACCACGGAGGAGUUCCCCCAGCUCGCGGGCCUCCCGCUCGUCGGCAUCGGCGCGUCCUCGGGCGGGUACUUCCUCUCCGCGCUUGCGGCGAGGGUCAGGUUCAGCAGCGUCGUCGUCAUGAUCGCCGAGGGCGUGUACGGGGCCAUGGCCGACAUCCCGGCCGGGUACCCGCCGGCGCUGUUCGUGCACAUGCCCAAGGACGCCGAGAGGGCGGGACUGGUGGCGGACAGCAUGGGCAAGCUCAAGGCGAAGCGCGUCGACGUGCGGGAGAUCCGGUGCGAUGACUUCGCCGUGAGCGCGGAGUUCCUGGCGGAGAGGGUGCCGGGGCUCACCCGCGCCGUCGCCGACGCGCUGGUGGACGUGCUGCGCCGGAAGGGGUUCGUGGAUGAGAAGGGGUUCCUGAAGAAGGACGGGAGGAGCACACCGUGGAAGAAGGCGGCGGAGGAGGCCAAGGUCUUGCCGGAGGGGUUCAAUCUGGAGAGGCAUGUCAACGAGGAGCUGAAUGUUGCCUAUGCAUACCAUGAGUUUACCAGCCUCAAGAAUACUGAGAUCUUCGAAUGGUUCGAGUCCCAUAUGAAUCAUUAGGACUGAAGUCUGAAGGCAUGCCACGGUGAACCGAGUAAUUGAGCAAAUCAGUCUCAUGGAAUUCUGAUGAUUGUUAGAAGAUGAAUGAAUUUUGACCAUUAUCCACAUAGCUGGAAAGUUAGAGCAAAAUCUUAUGCAAGACUUCUGCUCACUGAUGUACAAUGUCCAUUCGUAGUUUCUGGUAUGUUCGUAUUUCUCUUUGCCACAUAUGUUCCUUGUUAGUGCAAAUUAUAGAAAGCAAGAAAAUGUGUUGAUUUCCGGGAUUCCAGAUUUCUUUGGACUGUGCAUAGAUUAAUUGGCAUCUCAUGCUGUAGUGUCUGAAUCUUUGGUCUAAUCCAACCAAGUUAACAUAUAAAGACAUCACGUCACCAUGCAGUGCAAACACACAUUUCGUUGCUAUCAUUAUAUUCAUCUGCCAAGUGUGCAUUAUGUCAGUUAACAGAGUUGCAUGUACUGUCUGUGAUAGAAAUAACUUGAAAACUGAAUUACCCCCUUGUGACACGAGAUAUGAAAUUGUUAGCCCUGAUGCACCCUGAACAAUUGUGCAAUCACAAUGCAAAUCUUCUCAAUUUUUUUGCCAAUUUUUUAGGCGUCUUAGAUAAUCAAUAUAAUUCUGCACAAUAAUGCUGCAUAUACUAGAAUGGCUGUUAGAGGCUGAGAACCGAGCUGAUUAACAGCAACUUAUCAGAUACAGAGUAAUAUCAAGAUGUUUGUUUGAGAUUUUUGGGAACAUAUCAGAUGCAAACCAACCUUGUGCAAACCAUGCAAAUUUCAAUCUGGACCACCGGAUCAAAAUCCAAGGGUGUGCGUAGGGGGAGUGGGAGGGGGAUUUGCAAAAGCGUGGUGGUUAAUUGUAAAAUUACCCAAUCCCCCCAUGCCCCUUGGAUGUUGAUCCGGUAGCCCAGAUUGAAGUUUGCAUGGUUUUCACUAAGAGGUUGGUUUGCACUUGAUAUGUUCCCGAGAUUUGUUGCCUGUAGUACCUUGGUCCUGGGUUUGCUUUGAAAGGUGUUUUGAAGAAAAUAGAGCAAGGGCAUAAUAUAAUCAUUCAACAUGAGCAUCACUGCUUUUGGGUGAAUGAACAUCCAAUAUUUUGCUGGAAAGGGGCCUGCCACCACUUAUCGCUUACUAGUGAGAUUCCCCAACUUGCAUGAUCAUUGUAGUCAGGUCUAUCUGGCAGUUUAGCCAGAUGCAGAUUAACAUCUGUGCAAAAAUAAAAGUUAUUUAAAGUGACCACUAUACUGUUGACUCCUAAAAUAUACCGGAAUCGCUAUCUUAACCAACAAAAUUAACAAGUUAAAUACUUAUUCAGGCACUGAAUACUUUUACCCAGGAAUUAGUUGCAUAGAAAUAGCAGUAUCACUCGAUUUGGCCAUUUGGGUAUGUUCAUAAUAGCAGCAUCACCAUUACCGCCUGCUUUGCAAGGUAGUUCAUCUACUAUUAAGACUCAGCUCUUUACUCCAAAUUUCACCUGGAUGAAAUUAUAAACAUCUAUCAGUAAAUUGGCACUUAACAUUUCAUUGCACAUCCAACUUUCUGAAGAGCUAAAGUGAUAGGUCAAACUGAUCAUACUCAUUGUUCAUGGAUUAAAUUGUAUACAUCCUUUAUUUAAAUCCAAAAUAUCCAUCCUUGUUUAUCUCAAGGUUUGCCCUGUGGAGUAUUUGUAUGAUUUUACCAAGAAUACAGUUAGUUCAUUCACCAGAUCCACUAGAGGAAAGAUGUAGUUACUCCUUUUUUUUUCUGGUUGAAGUGAUAUUUAGUGUCAUAUGGAGUUUAAAAUUGUAACAAUUUUAUCUAUUCUUUGUCGGUGUAUAGACAAUAAGACAGCCGGCAGUCAUGAACUUCUAAUAUUGAAACUGGACUAGGACUAUUCUUCUGUUCAAAGUUCAAAACUGAACAUAGAAAGAAGUUUCUUUAAGCUCAGAAACAGGAAAGGGUUUACAGCAUCCAACAUAUCUUAGACAGUGGUACUAAAUGAAAAACCAAAUGAAAUCAAAAUAACUUCAUCAAUAUAUAUUAUUGGAUGAUAAUAUUACACGACAAACCAAUAAAUUACAGGAAAUAAUUCGUCAACAUAUCUUAGAGGUGAUAUUACACAAGAAGCAAAAAAAAAUACAGGAAAUUCAUGGAGGAGAAAAAUGAAGGGUAACAUCAGUUGAGGAAAACAAUUUAGACAGGAAACAUCCUUGUCUAGAAGUGGUAUUCAUUUGCCUUCUUGAAUAUCCCAGCCUGGGCAGAAGCAGCACCAUCUGAUGUAAUGGCCACAAUGAUGCAAUCCUUCACCUGCUGGGUGGUGAAAGGAAACUUCUUGUUCACAAUGGAAUUGAGGCAGUACCAAAAGUCUUGCCGAUGUUGCCAAGGGAUCCAACAACUGCAGUGAUCAUGUCUGGGUGGCUCUUCCAGUAGCUGCAAUUUUCAUGCCAAAAUGAUCAUGUUAAAAUUGUUCACUCUUUGAUGUUUGAUACUUAUGAUGUGUACUCAUAUGGGCUCUUACUCGCAGGAUCCAGUGAAUCUGUGCUUUGGAAUUUCAGGGAUCCCAUAGGAAGGUGUACUUGGGGUGCUUGGUGUUGAGCCGUAAGAUGGUGUUGGCGUUGGCUUGUACCCGCCUCCUGUCCCGUACGUCGGAGUUGGGGAGCUACCAUCUGUAUAAUACAGCAUUUCACAAUAUUGCAAAGUCUGUACUAUUACUACUACCAAGGACUGAUCAAAUAAAUAUGUUACACAAAAGGAAUAGGGUCAGAGAAAAUAAUACAGCUGGGAGCAGAUGAGUAGGUGUAGGUCUUCUGCUCAGACAACUCUGCCAGGCUCCUGCAUGAGCUCAGGCUGACGAGUCCCACUAGUACAGCACUGACAAGAAGAACCUUGGUGGCCAUCUUGCUCUCGACGUCUACAAACAAGACUGAAUAUAUGGCUGAAGAACUGGUUGAGAAACUAGAGAUGCUUAAGUUGAUGAACUGAGUACCCUUCAGGCACAUAUAUAUACGUUCGAGCAGUGCUCCACAGUUCCAUUGAUGCCAUUGCAUGCAUGUUCAUCAGACUGUUAGUAGUUGGCCAACAUUUAAUGAUCUUAGUUUGUCCAGCUUGUCGCAGUGGUGGUCUGCUUGCUCCUAACUAGCAAAGUGAAGAGCUUACGCACUGAGGAUUUUAGCCCAACUUCUUUACUAUGUAAAUUUUGCCAAAAAAAAGAGAGAGAAAAGGUAACCGAGGUAGAGCUUCCUUGGACUUUGGACAGGUUUCUUUUGACAGAGAAUGAGGAUAUUUCCCAGUCCUGCAGAUUUAAUUGGAACCGCUGCCUGCCACCUACUCGGUUAACUAUACCUCGAGCUGGACUCAACGAUCUGAUCCCUGAAUUGGCGUACUGAAUCUGUUGAACUUAUUGAUGGAAAAUGGGUUUGGUGUGCUUCUCUGGUCCAGCUGAAACACAGAAGGAUGGAACUAGUUUGUUCUGAAUAACUAUGGAGAAGCUGAAGGUAUUUUGGCUCAACUUAAAUGCACAUGAUUUUGCCAGAUUUCAUCACAAGCCUGAUAUCUUCACAGGCACAUCUGGUAACUUAAUUGAAACUGAUUUUUCCACUGCAAAUUUUACUCCUUCACAUUCAAAAUUUUGCUUAUAGCCUGUCAGAAUAGUGGUGCAUAGUCCUCUGCAUUUCUGUGUAUUAUUCUGAUUGUAUCUGCCUAGCUUUUAGUGCCUUACUGUAGUAACAGUGCAUUUCUGCAGCAUUCAUCCAUCACAUCGCACCUGGUACCAUGUUUUUAGCCCCUGAAUGUGAUGCCGUCUGCCAUUUACAAAUUACAAGGGCCUCCUCUAUUUUUACAACAUCAUCGGACAUGUUACUGUAUUGCUAAUGAACUCGCAUGAGUGAUUCAUGUGCAGCUCACUUCGGAAUUACGACUAUGUACUGAUCUUUUAGAGGCAUAUAUUGGUAUAGGUCUAGCGUACGCUUUAGGGGUGCGUGUUGGUGUGUGUAGUAGAGUGUGGUGUGCGUGUGUUUGGGCGUGCGUGCAUUCAGAUACUACAACCUAUAUCUGGAUUUGAGGAAUCAGGAAGAAAAAUGCAAAGUUCAGAAAUGAUCA
Panicum virgatum (switchgrass) is the source of this 5228-nucleotide messenger RNA. RefSeq lists its product as uncharacterized. The record is from RefSeq and is a predicted model, not a curated record. NCBI's taxonomy places the organism in Eukaryota, Viridiplantae, Streptophyta, Magnoliopsida, Poales, Poaceae. The transcript has 3 exons. Bases 105 to 1157 code for a protein of 350 amino acids.